Messenger RNA from Sesamum indicum (sesame), 2071 nucleotides. RefSeq names its product cold-responsive protein kinase 1. Gene Ontology annotation, biological process: protein phosphorylation. Lineage: Eukaryota; Viridiplantae; Streptophyta; Magnoliopsida; Lamiales; Pedaliaceae. Gene Ontology annotation, molecular function: ATP binding; protein kinase activity. The record is from RefSeq and is a predicted model, not a curated record.
AAUGUCAAGUGAUGAACAAUAGAAAUAUGCAGUUGGGCUUUUCUUAUAUUGUCAACAUGAAUUAAUCGUCGCCGUGUGUACGCCCAAAGGCAGUAUCCCUUUGAAUUUCAUAGCAUCAUCUUUGAAUGUGCAGUGAAGCUUCCUAUAUUCUGUGCAUUUCUUGAUGGACUAUUCGAAGACUUUUAGUCUGCAGCAGCCCUGGUUUUACCUAAUUUGAAGCCCCGGAUGUUCUGCUUCUCUAUUUCUCCCAACUUCUUUUUUUUUUUUGCUUCAAUUUCUGGGUUCUUAAGGUGUUUUUCUCAAUUGGGCUUCUGUUAAUUUUACUUUUUCUGCAGUAUUUUUGGUGAUCUGCUUGAUUAUGAGUUAAUUGUGCGUAUUAUCUGUGAAAGAUUGAGGGCCAUGGUUUGUUAAGGGAUAUAUAAUCAUCCUCCUAAUUUCUGUUUGCUUCUGUUUUUUGUUAACUUUUUGGGGUGUUUUGAUUUUGGUUUUAAGGUGUUGAUCAUGGGAGAGUUCUUGAUUGCACAAGUGAUUUUCACUAAUGAUUUAUGGAGUUUACUCAUGAGUUUUAUGGUCUGUUGUUGAUUGUGGCAGGGGGUGAUUCUGUUCCUUUUGGAGGUGUCAGUCUGUAGCUAUAGUGAGGGAAGUGACUGGGAAAUCCUACAGUUAUGACCUGCUUUCCAUUCUUAUUUGGUAGAAGAUUGGAUUCAGCAACUGGAGAUCCUGAGCUUGAUGAUGAGCUCUCGGGAGUGCAUAAUGUGCAUCUUUACUCGUACAAGGAGCUGAGAAUCGCUACUGAUGAUUUUAGUCCAGUGAAUAAAAUUGGGGAGGGAGGAUUUGGUUCUGUUUUUAAGGGGAAACUUCGGAAUGGGCAGAUGGCAGCGAUAAAGGUUCUCUCUUCAGAGUCGAGACAAGGAGUAAGAGAGUUUUUGACGGAGAUUCAAGUGAUUUCAGACAUAGAGCAUGAAAAUUUAGUGAAGCUCUAUGGUUGUUGUGUGGAAGGCAAUCACAGAAUCCUUGUCUACAACUAUCUUGAGAAUAACAGCCUAGCACAAACACUUCUUGGUGGCCGUCACGGGAACCUCGAGUUUGGCUGGAGAACACGGGCUAAAAUUUGCAUUGGGGUUGCAAAGGGACUUGCCUAUCUUCAUGAGGAAGUGAGGCCACAUAUUGUACACAGAGACAUCAAAGCCAGCAAUAUACUUCUUGACCAAGACAUGACCCCCAAAAUUUCUGAUUUUGGUCUUGCCAAGCUCAUCCCUCCAAACAUGACUCAUGUCAGUACACGUGUAGCGGGAACCAUAGGUUAUUUGGCACCAGAAUAUGCAAUAAAAGGCCAACUAACACGUCGGGCGGAUGUUUACAGUUUUGGUGUUCUCCUUAUUGAAAUAGUCAGUGGGAGAUCCAACACCAACACACGAUUACCUGUAGAUGAACAGUAUAUUCUUGAAAGGACAUGGAAACUUUUUGAGAGAAAAGAGCUGGUUGCACUGGUAGAUACGUCGCUGAAUGGAGAUUUUGAUGCUGAGCAGGCUUGCAGAUUCUUGAAGAUUGGUCUGCUCUGCACUCAGGACUCUCCAAAGCUUCGACCCUCUAUGUCGAAUGUUGUGCGAAUGCUCACCGGUGAGAGAGCUUUUGAUGACCGCACAAUAACAAAACCAGGUCUGAUAUCCGACUUCAUGGACCUCAAGAUCAGAAACGAUCCCAAACCAAAGAUGGAAACUAAUCAUACAUCUUCAGAUUACAACUCGUCGGGCUCCAACACGUUGGAGCAUACAACAUUGACCUCAGAGCCUUCUUCCCACGCUACCACGGUGUUCACACCGGUAUAUGAUAGGAGCAUCUGAAGGCAAGGGGCUGUGCCUAUGAAUUGAGAGGGAUUGCUUGUUUUAUAGAAACUGUGUAUUUUUUUUUCUAUUUUUCUAUUUUAAUUGGCAUUGUCUAAAUAGUUUUACUGCUUUUUCUUCUUUCUUUUGAUGGUUGUGUGCAGACUCUGAAGCUUGUGCUUUCAUGCCAUAGCUAUGUAGAUACAGUCAUUUCAUGAAAUGAAAAAUUAAUCAAAAAGAUUAGUGUA